Pogona vitticeps (central bearded dragon) is the source of this 1202-nucleotide messenger RNA. It is a transcript of the gene SLC25A31, whose product is annotated as solute carrier family 25 member 31. The record is from RefSeq and is a predicted model, not a curated record. Gene Ontology annotation, cellular component: mitochondrial inner membrane. Gene Ontology annotation, biological process: mitochondrial ADP transmembrane transport; mitochondrial ATP transmembrane transport; negative regulation of mitochondrial outer membrane permeabilization involved in apoptotic signaling pathway. Gene Ontology annotation, molecular function: ATP:ADP antiporter activity. Lineage: Eukaryota; Metazoa; Chordata; Lepidosauria; Squamata; Agamidae.
GGCAGCUCCUCUGAAUGGGGGAGGGGGAACCAUUAGCUCUUUAUGAGUAGUGGCAGUUAGUGCCAUUGUCUGGCACCAGGUAAUUAAUGCCUUGUGGAAGCUCAACUUGUACCAAGAGCUCUCUGGUCACCGAUCCCCGUCAUGCAGGCCGCAGAAGGGAAGCAAUUUUUUGAUCCUGUCUCUUUUGGGAAGGACCUCAUGAUAGGUGGGGUGGCAGCAGCCAUUUCCAAGACAGCAGUAGCACCCAUUGAGCGUGUGAAAUUACUGCUGCAGGUUCAGGCCUCAUCCAAACAGAUCCGUGCUGACCAGCAAUACAAAGGCAUGAUAGACUGCUUUGUCCGCAUCCCUAGAGAGCAAGGAUUUCUCAGUUACUGGCGUGGCAACCUUGCCAAUGUUAUCCGAUAUUUCCCAACACAAGCCCUAAAUUUUGCUUUUAAGGACAAAUACAAGCAGAUUUUCAUGGCGGGAGUGGAUAAAGAUAAACAGUUUGGAAGGUGGUUCAUUUCAAAUCUGGCUUCUGGUGGAGCAGCUGGAGCAACAUCAAUGUGUGUAGUAUAUCCGUUAGAUUUUGCACGAACUCGAUUAGGUGCUGACAUUGGAAAAGGUCCUUCAGAGCGACAGUUCUCGGGCCUUGGUGACUGCAUUGCUAAAAUUGCAAAAAAAGAUGGAAUUACUGGCUUAUACCAAGGAUUUGGUGUUUCAGUACAAGGGAUCAUUGUAUACAGGGCAUCCUAUUUCGGAUGUUAUGAUACCAUAAAAGGAAUGCUGCCAAAUCCAAAAGAAACACCAUUUAUUGUCGCCUUUGCAAUUGCCCAAGCUGUGACUGUAUUUUCUGGGAUACUAUCUUAUCCUUUUGAUACUGUCAGAAGACGCAUGAUGAUGCAGAGUGGAGAAGUUGAACGUCAGUACAAAGGAACUAUUGACUGCUUUGUCAAAAUAUACAGCCAGGAAGGAACAAAUGCUUUCUUUCGGGGAGCCUUCUCAAACGUUCUUCGUGGGACAGGAGGUGCUUUGGUCCUGGUCCUAUAUGACAAAAUUAAGGCAUUUCUUAAUAUUGAUCCUUCAUUAGGCAAAUCUUCCGACUAAAGUGCUUAUAAAGAACUGACUUGAUCUGCAUCGUGCACAGAGACAGAAUUUUUGCCAUUUUGAAAAUAGUUAUUCAUUAUUGUACUGAGCUGUAGCAACAGUCAACAAUUUUGCAU